AUGCCAAGACGUGUGACUCAAGUAAAACAUUUAUUAUUCUAUAUAUCAAUUGCAUUGACUUUGAUGGCAGCAAUUGAAUGGUUUAAAUACGGUACAAAGAUCAAUUAUGAAUGGUUCCAUUGUAGAACUCAAAUAGAAUUCAUGGACUAUGUAGACUCAGGAAAGUCUUCAACUGUUAGAAAGAUUUGGUCCCGUGGUGGUCCAUCCUGUGAUAAAAGAGGUGAGUUCAAAACUAUCGUAAAGAGGAUCUCAAGAGAUUAUGAACCAAAUGACCAACAUUUAUCCUUCUGCAUUAUCGAAAAUGAGCAUGUAAAACCAGUACAUUAUCCUGUUGAAGAUGUUAAUGAAGGCGAUCCAGGUUAUUAUGCUUAUGUAGGGUAUGAUGAAGAUAAAGAACUGGUUGAAUAUUUAUGUGGUGAUCAUUUGGUUUAUCAUAUUUAG
Messenger RNA from Henningerozyma blattae CBS 6284, 441 nucleotides. RefSeq names its product sphingosine N-acyltransferase subunit LIP1 (gene LIP1). The record is from RefSeq and is a predicted model, not a curated record. Bases 1 to 441 code for a protein of 146 amino acids. NCBI's taxonomy places the organism in Eukaryota, Fungi, Ascomycota, Saccharomycetes, Saccharomycetales, Saccharomycetaceae. The transcript has a single exon.